This is a messenger RNA of Cucurbita moschata (crookneck pumpkin), 1024 nucleotides long. RefSeq names its product transcription factor MYB102-like. The coding region runs from base 41 to 958 and encodes 305 amino acids. The record is from RefSeq and is a predicted model, not a curated record. The transcript has 3 exons. Lineage: Eukaryota; Viridiplantae; Streptophyta; Magnoliopsida; Cucurbitales; Cucurbitaceae.
AAUGUCCUCUAUUUCUCCCUCCUGGAUUUGAAGAAUCACCAUGGGAAGAACACCUUGCUGCGAUAGCACUGGGCUCAAGAAAGGGCCAUGGACGCCUGAGGAAGAUCACAAAUUGCUUGAUUACAUACAAAAAAAUGGACAUGGCAACUGGAGGAAUCUUCCCAAGAAUGCAGGGCUCCAAAGAUGUGGGAAGAGCUGUCGUUUGAGAUGGACUAAUUAUCUUAGACCUGAUAUCAAACGAGGGAGAUUUUCGUUCGAGGAGGAAGAAACCAUUAUUCAGCUCCAUAGUGUUUUAGGCAACAAGUGGUCUGCAAUUGCAACUCGAUUACCAGGAAGAACGGACAACGAAAUAAAGAACUAUUGGAACACCCACAUAAGAAAAAGGCUUCUAAGAAUGGGAAUCGAUCCAGUAACCCACAGCCCGCGUCUCGACCUUCUAGACUUGUCCGCCAUUUUACGCUCGACUCUCUACAGCUCUUCACAAAUGAAGGUUUCAAGCCUGCUAGGAAUUCAACCAUUAGUCAAUCCGGAGCUUCUAAAAUUGGCUGCCUCAUUAAUGUCUUCUGAACGUAGAAGUCCAAGCUUUUCGCCUCAAAAUUCUUCGCCAACCAUUCAAUUUCCUCAUGAACAACAGCUGGUGGAGCCAACUGGAAGUGAAUUCAAUGAUGAGUGGCUAAGUGGCCCGAUUUUGCCGUCAUGUUUGAACCUGGAUGCUAAUUUUGAGUUGCUGGGUUAUGACUAUCAUGGCUUGGAUCAGCAAGAGCUCGCACCGACGCUAUGUUCCGUCGAGGGCAAGAACAAGAACAAGAACUUAUGUUCGCCUUGUUCUUCAAGCCCCACACAGAUGAAUUCAAACUCAACGAACUUCACAAGUGCGGCGGAGGAUGAAAAAGAAAGUUACUGCAGCCAGAUUUUGAAUUUUGAACUCCAUGAUAUUUUUGAUGAAGCUUUCAUGUAAUGAAAAGUCAAAUAAAUCCGAAAAAUUUAAACUUUCGACAAUUUGAAGCAUUGCGAAAUAGUUACG